UCAGGCUCUGGGAACGUUGUGCUCUGGACCGCCAAAGGACCAGCUACACGCUGGGAGUACAGCCAGCCAGUUGAUAUAUAUACAUUUGGCCUGAAGUGGCCAAAAGUGUGACAAACAGAACGGAAAGUUAGCAUACUUUUGUGAGUGACGAUUUGGCCAAAUCGUGAGUUCAAGCCCCUCAAUCUCAAUCCAGUGAAAUCGAAGAUUUUGAAAAUGUGACCCAAUUGAAAAGGCGAAAACGGGUCGCAGCUACAUAUGAAAUACACACACAUUCGUAUAAAUAUAGCAUACAUAUAUGUAAUCGAGCAUAAGUACAUCCGUCAAUACAAGGAGGAACUAUGAAGCUCUCUGACACCAUGGCCACGCCAAUAGAAGAGAAACUCGAUCAAAACCUAAAGGUGCGAACUGGUAUGGUCCACGUGAGCGAUGGCAAGAGCAGACCAGAACCCCUGCGACUUAAUCUUACAAUGGAGUUACUUUCGCUGCAGAAGUUGGAGGUCGUUACCCCAAGUAGUUGUCAUCCCAAUGGACCGCCAAUGGAAUCGAAGGAGCGUAUGGUUCAAAUUACGCGCCAAAAGCAAGGCGGCCUUGGACUGAGCAUAAAAGGUGGAGCCGAACACAAGCUACCCAUAUUGAUAUCGCGUAUCUAUAAGGAUCAAGCGGCGGAUAUUACGGGUCAGCUUUUUGUGGGCGAUGCCAUUAUCAAGGUCAAUGGAGAAUAUAUUACGGCCUGUCCGCACGACGAUGCUGUCAACAUAUUGAGAAACGCUGGCGAUAUAGUUGUACUCACGGUGAAGCACUAUCGCGCAGCAACGCCUUUCCUUCAGAAGCAAUUAACCAAAGACACGCCCGAUUCGGACAACGAUGCCACUUGCGCCGAACUGAAGGCCGACGAGGGCUACAAGUCCUCCGUCAAUAGUGGAACCAUCAGUCGCAGUUGCAGUCGCCCCAUGUCAAUUUGCUCGGAGCCCGAAAAACGAUGGACCGAUGUGGUGGCAGUACCUCUGAUGAUGGCCUAUGUGACGAGAUAUAUUUAUGGCACCGACAAACUGCGCCAAAACGCCUUCGAAGUUCGAGGUCUUAAUGGCAUUACCACAGGUGUUAUACACUGCGAUGAGCUGGCCAUACUUAGUCAGUGGCUGAAAUUAAUCACAGAUAAUGUUGUGGGCCUAACGCAUUUACAAAUGAAGCUAUAUAAUAGAAACUUUGCUGUGGGCGAGCGCAUUGAGUACAUGGGUUGGGUAAACGAGGGAGUUAUCAACAACAAUAUAUCCUGGCAGAGCUACAAGCCCAGAUUUCUACUGCUCAAGGGCACCGAAGUGAUGCUCUUUGAGACGCCACCAUUAAAUGUGGCUGGCAUCAGUAAGGCUUUGGUGGUCUACAAGGUCUAUCAGACCAUGUUCCGAAUCGUCAAGGAAUCCGAGACUGUGGAUAGUCGUCAGCAUUGUUUCCUGCUGCAAAGUUCAGGUCAUGAGCCCCGUUAUUUGAGCGUGGAAACCCGUCAAGAGCUUUUAAGGAUCGAAAACAGCUGGAAUGCGGCCAUUGUGACCAGUGUCAUUAAGUUGGGACGUAAGACCUUUGCUGUUUCGCAUCAUGGAAAAAGUGGUGGACUUACGUUGGACUGGCAAGCUGGAUUUUCCCUAACUGAAGGAGCCGAUUCCGCUACAGUUUGGCAGUAUAAAUUCUCCCAAUUAAGAGGCUCUAGUGAUGAUGGUAAAUCCAAGCUAAAGCUGCAUUUUCAGGAUCACGAAAGUCGAGCAAUCGAAACCAAGGAACUGGAAUGUCAAGUACUACAAAGUCUGCUUUUCUGCAUGCACGCGUUUCUCACGGCCAAAGUGGCCUCAGUGGAUCCAGCAUUUUUGAGCUCAAUCCAACAGACCUAAAUCAAAAUAGAAGACAAGGAUUCACGGACUCACAUUUAAAUGAUAUAUGGAAUAUUCGUAAAGUGCAUAGCAAAUAACUCGAAUAUGAAUGUUGGACUAGGUAUCUCAUACAUGAUUGUCUGCUUGUACUUAUUAUAAACAAGUACCCGUUUCGGUGUAUGUAUGUUGAUCUGAAUGAUUGUAAUUGGAUAUUGAUAUAUUUAUAGCGCUGAUAAAACUGAAAGUGAAAUCUCUUGGUGCAUUACAGUAAAUUUUAAGCAUACAUAAGGCAA
Drosophila takahashii is the source of this 2155-nucleotide messenger RNA. RefSeq names its product Syntrophin-like 2 (gene Syn2). Lineage: Eukaryota; Metazoa; Arthropoda; Insecta; Diptera; Drosophilidae. Gene Ontology annotation, cellular component: dystrophin-associated glycoprotein complex; intracellular anatomical structure. Gene Ontology annotation, molecular function: protein binding; structural molecule activity. The record is from RefSeq and is a predicted model, not a curated record.